This is a messenger RNA of Vigna radiata var. radiata (mung bean), 1860 nucleotides long. RefSeq names its product protein BONZAI 3. The transcript is spliced from 16 exons. The record is from RefSeq and is a predicted model, not a curated record. Lineage: Eukaryota; Viridiplantae; Streptophyta; Magnoliopsida; Fabales; Fabaceae. Gene Ontology annotation, cellular component: plasma membrane. Gene Ontology annotation, molecular function: calcium-dependent phospholipid binding. Gene Ontology annotation, biological process: cellular response to calcium ion. Bases 9 to 1766 code for a protein of 585 amino acids.
AUAAGAGAAUGGGAGGGUGUUUUUCUGAUAUGCAAGGAGGGAAACAAGCUGUGGGAGGGUUAGGUGAAGCCGUCAAUGCAGAAAACGACGCCGUAGAUUUCUUUUACAGGUCUCAAGGGUUUCAUCAAAUGUUCACACAAGUUGAGUUAUCUCUUUCAGCAUCCAGCUUGCUUGAUCGCGACAUUGCAUCAAAGAGUGAUCCCAUGGUUGUAGUAUUUGCAAAGAAAAGAGAUGGUAAAUGUGAAGAAUUAGGUCGCACUGAAGUAAUUAUGAAUUGUUUGAAUCCAGAGUGGAUAGAGAAAAUUAGUGUUGCAUUUCACUUCGAAAUUGUGCAACCACUUGAAUUUCAUGUUUAUGACAUUGAUACAAAAUAUCAUGGUAUUCCCACCAAGACACUAAAACUGGGAGAUCAAGACUUCCUUGGAAUGGCCAGCUGCACUUUAUCAGAGAUUGUGACUAAACAAAGUAGGAGUUUAACGUUAAGGCUCCAAAACAAAAGCGGGAAUGGUGGUUUAAGAAACCUAGGAGCAAUUACUGUUCAUGCUGAGGAGACUGUUGCAUCGAAGAGUGUAGUUGAGAUGGUCCUGCGUUGUUCUCGCUUGGAUAACAAGGAUGUUUUUUCCAAAAGUGACCCUUUUCUAAGAAUAUCAAGAAUGGUUGAGAGUGGAGGUUAUAUUCCUAUCUGCAAAACUGAAGUUAUCAACGACAAUUUAAAUCCAAAAUGGAGACCAGUUUCUCUUGGUGGUCACAAGUUUGGAAGUAAAGAAAAUCCAUUAUUGAUAGAGUGUUUUGAUUUCAAUAGCAGCGGCGAUCAUGUACUUAUUGGAAAAAUGCAGAAGUCCGUAGCGGACCUUGAAAAAUUAUAUAAAGAGCGUACGGGCGCAAAUUUUGUCAUAUCAUCCAAAAGCCACAUAAAAGAGAAGGUUUUGAAAGGUCAACUGUUUGUGGAUCAGUAUUGCGAAAAGGAGCGGUUCAGUUUUAUCGACUACAUAUCUAAUGGUUUUGAACUGAACUUCAUGGUUGCUGUAGAUUUCACUGCUUCAAAUGGAAAUCCUCAACUUUCAGAUUCCUUGCAUUACAUUGAUCCNCAUGGUCGGUUAAAUUNNUACCAAAAGGCUAUAAUGGAGGUUGGAGAAGUUAUUCAGUUUUAUGAUUCUGAUAAGCGAUUUCCUGCUUGGGGCUUUGGAGGGAAGAUACCUGGUGGAACCAUAUCCCACUGUUUUAAUCUAAACGGGAGCCCAGGUGGCUCUGAGGUUGUAGGAGUUGAAGGCAUAAUGGAUGCUUAUGGCAGUGCUUUGCGCAAUGUCACUCUGUCAGGACCCACUUUAUUUGGACCAGUUAUCAACAUGGCAGCCCAAAUAGCUGGGCAGUCCCUCACAUCACACAACACAAUGUACUAUGUAUUGCUCAUCAUCACGGACGGAGUUGUCACUGAUCUUCAAGAAACAAUAAACGCUCUUGUUAAAGCAUCUGAUCUUCCCCUAUCUAUUCUCAUAGUUGGAGUUGGAAAUGCUGACUUCACAAGCAUGGAGGUGCUAGAUGCUGAUAAUGGGCGUCGAUUAGAGAGUUCUACUGGUCGUGUGGCUACACGAGAUAUAGUACAAUUUGUCUCUAUGAGGGAAGUACAGAAUGGGCAAAUAUCUGUUGUGCAAGCUCUUUUGGAAGAACUACCUGAACAAUUUUUGUCUUUCAUGCGAAGCAGAGACGUCAAGCCUCAGCCACGCCCUUCUCACUUAUCUCAAGCUUCCACAUCCACCAUGCAAUAGAUUUUACUAUUACAGACCACCCACAAGCUUUUUUUGCUCACGAAACCAGUUCAAUUUAAAUGGCCGAAAUUCUAUUAGCUAAACUAGUUUGAAU